Poecilia latipinna (sailfin molly) is the source of this 900-nucleotide messenger RNA. RefSeq names its product liver-expressed antimicrobial peptide 2 (gene leap2). The record is from RefSeq and is a predicted model, not a curated record. The coding region runs from base 216 to 536 and encodes 106 amino acids. Gene Ontology annotation, biological process: defense response to bacterium; antimicrobial humoral immune response mediated by antimicrobial peptide. The transcript is spliced from 3 exons. NCBI's taxonomy places the organism in Eukaryota, Metazoa, Chordata, Actinopteri, Cyprinodontiformes, Poeciliidae.
AACCCGACCCACACAGGUUUACUCAGUCACGCAGAUCUGGGUUGUACAUUCAGCAAAGCUGAAAACUUUUGCUUCACUUCCAGAGUCAGCCAAGUUCUCCUGCUGAGUUCUCGAUUCAUCGUUGGACAUCAGGGAAUCCACCUGGUCCAGGAUAAAUCCAGAGGUCUUUAGAGAUAAAAGAAACCGAUCCAACUUUUUCUAAGUCCAUUGAAAGGAUGGAACAGCAAAGCUUCUUCACUCACAGAAAAGCAUUGGUGGUGAUGUGCAUUGCAGUAUUUUUGCUGGCACAGCAGGCACACGCAGGUCCGCUGGUAUCACGGCUCCAGUCUGGCUCUGACCAGAUCCAAGACGUAAGGGGGGAACACACAGAGCACAUGCUGAAAAGAAUUGCCCGCAUGACCCCUCUAUGGAGGAUCAUGAGCAGCAAACCAUCCGGAGCUUUCUGCCAAAACAACUUUGAAUGCGCGACUGGACUCUGCAGGGAGGGACGCUGCUCUACAAACCAACGCCCCUCGUCAGAGCCUGUGAAAUAUUAGAUCCUGCAGGACGCCACCAGCGAGUUUACAUCAGCGUACAACCCCAAUCUGGAUGCAUUCUGAAAACUAGGAUACAAACUUUAUUUUUAUCUGUAUUAUCUGAAUUUGUAUUUAUAAAUAUGAGUAUUAUAUCUGCAUAGCUACUUGGAUUUAUUGCCAAUUUAAAAGUUUUAAGCCAUUGCCCAAAAGAAGAAGAUUUUUCUUUUUAGGAUGUUCAAGUUACUUUAGCCUUGAACUUCAUUCUACAAAUGAUGUGAUGGAGUUUUGUAUCCACACACCUUUCCUAAUAACACAGGGUUGGUUGAUAGUUCAGUUUGAUUCUUGUGAUAUAACAAUAAUGACCCCUAAAAAAAGAAAAAAAAAA